Molecule: messenger RNA, 1587 nt
Organism: Closterium sp. Naga37s-1
Lineage: Eukaryota; Viridiplantae; Streptophyta; Zygnematophyceae; Desmidiales; Closteriaceae
Source: the annotation of a GenBank genome assembly
AUGGCUGACGUGUCGACAGCGGCGGUGGGGCACGAUGCGGUGGGCGCGCCCGGCGAGUCGAUGCGCGGCGUGACGGGCCGCGAGCCCAUCUUCUCGCGCGACGUGGGGCUCGACGAGGGCGACGCGCUCUUCCCGCUGCCCGUCGACUCAGAGCACAAGGCCAAGCAGUUCAAGAUAUUCAGCGCGUCGUGGCCGCACAUGCGCGCAUUCCACCUCUCUUGGAUCGCCUUCUUCCUCUCCUUCUGCUCCGCCUUCGCCGCGCCGCCGCUGCUGCCGGUGAUUCGCGACAACCUGGACCUCACCAAGGCCGAGAUCGCCAACGCCGGGAUCGCCACAGUCGUCGGCGCCGUCGUCAGCCGUCUCGUCAUGGGCACGGUGUGCGACCUGGUGGGGCCGCGGUACGGCACGUCGUUUCUGCUGAUCGCCACGGUGCCGUGUGUGGCGGCCAUGGCGGCCGUCACCAACGCUGCCGGCUUCAUCACCUGCCGCUUCUUCAUCGGCUUCGUGCUCGCCACCUUCGUCUCCUGCCAGUACUGGAUGUCGUCCAUGUUCAACUCGCGCAUAGUGGGGCUGGCCAACGGCACGGCGGCGGGGUGGGGCAACCUGGGCGGGGGAGCCAUCCAGCUGAUAAUGCCGCUGCUCUACUCGCUCAUCACGGACGCCAUCCACGUGCCCGCCUUCACGGCGUGGCGCCUCUCCUUCUUCGUGCCCGCCACCGCGCAGACCUUCAUGGGGCUGCUGGUGCUGCUGCUGGGCCAGGACUGUCCCGACGGCCAGUACCUGGAGCUGGCGAAGAAGGGCGUGAGGAAGAUGGACCAGCCGCUCAAGGUGCUCAAGACAGCUGUGACCAACUACCGCACCUGGGUCUUCGUGCUCACGUAUGGCUACUGCUUCGGUGUGGAGCUGACUGUCGAUAACGUGAUCGCUGAGUAUUACUAUGAUCGCUUCAACCUCAACCUCAACACCGCUGGGCUCAUUGCCGCCUCCUUUGGUCUCAUGAACAUCUUCUCGCGCCCCAGCGGUGGGAUUCUCUCUGACGUUGCUGCCCGCUGGUUCGGCAUGCGUGGGCGGCUCUGGAACCUGUGGCUGCUGCAGACGCUGGGCGGCGUGUUUUGUCUUGUGCUGGGGUACAUGAACUCGCUGUGGUCGUCCACUCUCGUGAUGCUCAUCUUCUCCUACUUCUGCCAGGCUGCCUGCGGCGCCACCUUCGGCAUCAUCCCAUUCGUGUCGCACCGUGCGCUGGGCAUCGUGUCGGGGUUCACGGGGGCGGGCGGCAACGUGGGGUCGGCGAUCACGCAGGCGAUCUUCUUCAAGGGCGCGUACAGCACGGAGCAGGGGCUCACGUACAUGGGCGUCAUGAUCAUCUGCUGCACGCUGCCCGUGGUGGCUGUGUACUUCCCCCAGUGGGGCUCCAUGCUCACGGCCCCCUCGUCAAAGCCGUCGGCCACGGAGGAGGCGUACUACGCGGGGGAGUAUUCAGAGAAGGAGCAGGCCAAGGACAUGCACUCCAGCGGACUCAAGUUUGCGGAGAAUGCCAAGUCAGAGAGGGGCCAGACGGUACCUGUCACAGAGGACCUGCCGCGGUGA